Messenger RNA from Corapipo altera (White-ruffed manakin), 1809 nucleotides. RefSeq names its product WD repeat domain 34 (gene DYNC2I2). Gene Ontology annotation, molecular function: dynein light chain binding; dynein heavy chain binding. Bases 126 to 1634 code for a protein of 502 amino acids. Lineage: Eukaryota; Metazoa; Chordata; Aves; Passeriformes; Pipridae. The transcript has 9 exons. Gene Ontology annotation, biological process: intraciliary transport. Gene Ontology annotation, cellular component: ciliary plasm; cytoplasmic dynein complex. The record is from RefSeq and is a predicted model, not a curated record.
GGGUGACGUCAUCGCGCAUCGCCCGUUUCCAUGGGAACCGGCGGAGGGAGCGGGACGGGCCACGACCCCCAAACCUCCGGGACUCUCGAUCCCGCCGGGACCCCCUCGCACACCCCGGCCUCACCAUGUUCACGGACCUGGCGGUGCCCGGCACCGACGUGCAGUCGCUGUGGAGGAGCGCCCGGAGCGCGCGCUGCGAGGCGAAAAGCUGCCAGACUGGGAGAAUUUCCACAGCAGAAGCUGCAGCACAGUCUCAUACAGGCCAGGACGCUGCAGUGCAGACGGAACAGGGCAAAGAUGCUCUCCAAGACUUCCAGCAAGAAGUCCAAGUAGAUUACACUGGCCUUCUGUCAUUCCUUCAGAGAGUGGAGAAUGCUGUUAUCAAAGAGCUAAAUAAAAACUCGGAAAGCCGUGCCUUUGAUGGCUUUGAAGUGACCUGGACAGAUCAGAAUGAAACAGUGUUGUGUUUGCAUACCUUGUCAUACCCAGAGGCUCGGGAUAAAAACCUGCAGGUCACCAGUGUCUCAUGGAAUGCCACGGGAUCUGUCAUCGCCUGUUCCUAUGGCCGGUUGGAUGAUGGGGACUGGAGCACGGAAAAAUCCUACGUUUGUACCUGGAAUCUGGACAGAAGAGGGUUGAAUCCACAGCACCCUGACCUGGUGAUGGAUGUUCCCAGCUCUGUCAUGUGCCUGGCUUUCCACCCCUCCCAGCCCUCACUGAUAGCUGGUGGCCUUUUCAGUGGGGAGCUGAUGGUGUGGGACACCAGCAGGACAGAAGACCCUGUGAUCUGGAGGACAGGGAUGACAGAUGACACCCACACUGACCCAGUCUAUCAGGUUCACUGGUUACCUGACACCAAGCACAGACACCACUCCCGGCUGCUGAGCGUGUCCACCGAUGGGAAGAUCCUGGUGUGGAGGGAGGAGCGGGAUGGGCGUCUGGCCUUGGCCGAUGGAUUCGCCGUGCUGGCUCAGCAGAUCCCUCGCAGCACUCGGCUGAAGAAGUUGGCCUGGGCAGAGGCAGCCAUGGGGGUGACCUCGCUGUCCUUCUCCCCCUUCGAUCCCCACGUGUUUGUGGUGGGUGUGGAGGGGGGCUAUUCCCUGAGGUGCUCCACUGCAGCUCAGACUCCAGCUCUCCCUCCCCCGGGCAGCUCCAUUCCCCUCAGGGCGCCGGUGGAACUCGCCUUUUCCCCCCACGCUGGGCCCGUCUACUCCGUGAGCUGCUCGCCCUUCCACAGGAACCUCUUUCUGAGCUGUGGGACUGAUGGCCAAGUUCACUUGCACUCCAUGCUGCAGACACAGCCCCUCUUUGCUCUGCAGGUGUCACAGAAAUACCUGUUCUGUGUGUGCUGGUCUCCAGUCCGACCCCUGGUCUUUGCAGCUGCAUCUGGGGAAGGAGAGGUGCUCCUGUUCGACCUGGCGAGGAGCACGAGGAAGCCCAUGGUGUCCCUGAAGCAGGCCCUGAGCCACUGCCCCGUGUACUGCUUGGAAUUUAACAGCAAGCAGGCACAGCUCCUGGCAGCAGGGGAUGCUGCUGGAACAGUCAAAGUCUGGCAGCUGAGCUCAGACUUCACCGAGCAGGGACCACGGGAAAUGAAUCACCUGGAGCAGCUGGCGAGUGAGAGCAUGGACUGAGGCAGCAGCACAGCAGCUGCAUGAAGCUUGUUCCUGCCCUGACUCCAGGAACAGCUCCCCACUCACCUGUUCCAGUGUUGGAAAACACAGGUAACCCACAGCUGGAGCUGCACCCAUGUAACAGCUAAAUUUGCAUUGAACCAUUAAACACCAGAUGAUGUGGUUCGACCAGUAA